Messenger RNA from Ectocarpus siliculosus, 628 nucleotides. The record is from the annotation of a GenBank genome assembly. Lineage: Eukaryota; Phaeophyceae; Ectocarpales; Ectocarpaceae.
AUGUACCUGUUCAUCGCUCGCUCUGGCAUCGAAGGCCUUCAGGCGCCCGUGGGGGUCACGAGCCACGCGAACCCGACAAGUGGUGGCCGAUACGUCCAUCAGGAAGCUCGCGCAAUGCCUGGAAGUUGGCCUACCCUUCGACCUCCGGCGAAGAAGGGUUGCAGCGCCGCUGCUCGUUUCGGGAAACCCGGCCUCCUUGAGUUCGCGAAAGCUAAUCGUUGCGGGUGGACCCCAGCGACUUGUGCUCAGGCCACCGGGAGUGGACACCUUGGGAUCCUCAAAAGGCUUCGAGCACGGGGCUGCGGCUGGGAUGAAGAAACACGCCGGCAGGCUGCCAUAGGGGGUCACCUCAAGGUCCUGAAAUGGGCGAGGGCGCCAAGCGCAAACUGGUUGGGGUAGUGGAUGGGCUCGAACGCGUGCCGUUAUAUAAUUAUCGUAUAGAAUCCUCGACGGAUUCUCCAAACGGAUUCUUACUUUUGCUCACAUGGAUUGACAUUUCUCAGCACACACAGACCCCACAGCAGUCACCACUAGCUUCAAAGACGCCUACAGGUGUGGUGCGUACAGCCUUCAAGUUCUGGUGACGACCCGACAAUCGUGGAGGGAGAACUCUGUGGUGAUGUGGUGA